CUGCGCCAUCUGGACGAGCAGGUGGUGGAUGUGCUGCUGGCGCGCAUGGUGAACCACGGGUCGGCGGUCACGGUUGCGGAUGCUGGGCUGGCGGUGCGGGCGUGUGCGCAUCUGAACUACCGCUCGCCCUGGCUGGUGGCGCUGUUGGAGGCGGUGCUGCCCAGGAUGAAGGCCGAGCCCCACCGUGUCAUGGCUCACAACAUGCUGUGGAGCCUCAUGGCCCUCAACCUGCUGCCCGACCCGCAGCUCCGCCCCCUGAUCGCCUUCCUCACCUCAUGCCUGCGUCGCUUCGGCACCUCCAGCUGGGCUGCCUCGCAGCAACAGCAGCAGCGGCUGCGGCUGGAGCGGCUGCAAACCUCCAGCACCUCUGCCUCCGCCGUGCUUGCUGCUGCUGCCGCUGCUAGGGCUUCUGCCAGCAGUAGCAGCGGCAGUGGUGGUGGCAGCGGGGGUGGGGGUAGCAGCCGUAGCAAUCCGGAUGUGUUGCUGGAUUAUACCUGGAGGGAAGACGUCAGUCAGCUGUACCAGUAUUACUUGGAGUGUCAGCUGCUGGGACUGAGUGGGCUUCCGGAGUAUGAUCUGGGUCCGGCGGAG
Molecule: messenger RNA, 591 nt
Organism: Astrephomene gubernaculifera
Lineage: Eukaryota; Viridiplantae; Chlorophyta; Chlorophyceae; Chlamydomonadales; Astrephomenaceae
Source: the annotation of a GenBank genome assembly